Messenger RNA from Rhagoletis zephyria (snowberry fruit fly), 545 nucleotides. Its product is annotated as probable multidrug resistance-associated protein lethal(2)03659. Gene Ontology annotation, cellular component: membrane. NCBI's taxonomy places the organism in Eukaryota, Metazoa, Arthropoda, Insecta, Diptera, Tephritidae. Gene Ontology annotation, molecular function: ATPase-coupled transmembrane transporter activity; ATP binding; ATP hydrolysis activity. The record is from RefSeq and is a predicted model, not a curated record. Gene Ontology annotation, biological process: transmembrane transport.
AUGUUGCUACCUCAAACAUGGCCGAGUGCCGGUGAGUUGCGAUUCAAAGACGUCUACCUACGCUACACGGAACAGGGCGAACCCGUACUAAAAGGGCUCAAUUUUGCUAUCAAGUCUAUGGAGAAGAUUGGUAUUGUAGGUCGUACUGGCGCAGGCAAGUCGUCUAUCAUACAGGCCAUCUUUCGGUUGGCGAUAAAUGAGGGCUCCAUCUUGAUUGAUGACAUUGAUACUGGCACAUUGGGUUUGCAUGAUUUGCGCAGUCGCAUCGCGAUCAUACCGCAGGAUCCGGUAUUAUUCUCUGGCACAAUGCGCUACAAUCUCGAUCCUUUGGAAGAGAAGGUAGACGAAGAGUUGUGGCGUGCAUUGGAGGAUGUGAAACUCAAGGCGUAUGUGUCUUCUUUGGAAGGUGGGCUGAAUUGUCGCAUGCACGAUGGGGGUUCGAACUUCAGUAUGGGUCAAAGGCAGCUGGUCUGCAUGGCGCGGGCUAUACUGAGGCGCAACAAGGUGCUAAUAAUGGAUGAAGCGACAGCGAAUGUGGAUCCAGA